UGACUGCGAGCUCAACGAUAAACAGGAAGGCUACAGGAAAUACCGUUAUUACAUUCAUCCAGACGCAGCUGUGACCAUGAAGAAGAACAAAGCCAAGGCAAGCAGCAAUACUGAGAAGGAGUUUGUGUUCGAGUUCAGGGCAGGUAAACACAACUGUGUCCUUAAAGUGCCCCUGCAGUUUCCUGUGCAGGAGAACAUCAGUGACCUCCACGGACGCCUGAUGCUGCUGCACAAAAUGCCCUGCUUCUUAGAAAGUGAACUGAAAAACUCACUUUCCGGUUUCGUUGAGAAGGAGACGAUUCUGGAUUAUGACAGAGAGGCAGAGCUGGCCCUGCAAAGACUCACGACAGGAGACGUAGAUGUAAACAAGCUCACCAGUGCAUGGACCAGGUCUUACGUGGAGACGACACUGGAACAUGCGCGGCCUGAAGAGCCCAGCUGGGAUGAGGACUUUGCCAAUGUGUACCAUGAGCUGAUCCACUCCCCCGCCUCAGAUACGCUGCUCAACCUGGAGCACAACUACUUUGUUAGCAUCUCUGAGCUCAUCAGCGAGCGAGACAUGGAGAUUAAGAAGCUUCAGGAGAGGCAAGCGGCAGAAAUGGACAAAGUCAUGCACGAGCUGGGAAACACACUCAGUGACCAGGAUGUGAACGCAGUAGCUUCUCAACACUUUGAUGCACAGCAGCUGCACAACAGCUGGAGUAACCUCCGCCAUUAAAGUGCUAUACAAAUACAGGCCAUUUACCAAAAACAGUCGAUUCGAGAUAAUAAACACCAGACAUUGGUCUCUCGUCCCUCUCAAUUUUCCAGUGAGGAGAUUAAGGUGCAGCCCAGCCAGCUGUCAGAAGCCGCAGAUUCGGGUGCCAGGAUGUUCGAGGAGCAGCCUCAGCUGGAGGAGAGUUUCACCAUACACUUAGGAGCGCAGCUAAAGACGAUGCACAACCUGCGACUGGUCCGAGCGGAUGUGCUGGAUUUCUGCAAACACAGACGACACGGCAGCAGCGGAGCCAAGCUGCGGCGGCUGCAGACGGCGCUUUCGCUGUACUCCUUCUCGCUGUGCGGUCUGGUGCUCCUGGUCGAUAACAGGGUCAACUCCUACAGUGGCAUCAAGAGAGACUUUGCAACUGUGGCAAAGGAGUGCACAGACUUCCACUUCCCCUGCCUAGAAGAGCAGCUGGAGGAGGUGCAGCAGGUGGUGCUGUACGCCAGAGCCCAGCGGAGCAGCAAGCACAAAGACCAGCCCGAGACUCAAAAGAACGGCGGUGAUGAUAAGAGCAAAAAUGUUGAAAGAAAUCCCUCGAAUAUCUUACCAGGCGAGUUCUAUAUCACGCGGCACUCCAACCUGUCGGAGGUCCACGCCGUCUUCCAUCUGUGUGUGGAUGACAACGUCCGAUCGGGGAACAUCACCGCCCGGGACCCCGCCAUCAUGGGCUUGAGAAACAUCCUCAAGGUGUGCUGCACUCACGACAUCACCACCGUUACCAUCCCUCUGCUGCUCGUCCACGACAUGUCCGAGGAGAUGACCAUACCGUGGUGUCUUAAAAGGGCGGAGCUUGUAUUCAAAUGUGUCAAAGGUUUUAUGAUGGAAAUGGCGUCGUGGGACGGCGGUGUGUCACGCACAGUCCAGUUUCUAGUGCCAAAGACUAUCUCAGAGGAAAUGUUCUACCAGUUGAGCAACAUGCUGCCGCAGAUCUUCCGCGUCUCCUCUACCCUUACUCUCACCUCGAAGCACUGAUUGGUUGAACCUCAGCUCAUUCAAAUGAAGACAAGUAAAGUCUUUGUGUUGUUUUUAUUAAACUAGGAUGAAUAUAGAGACUUUGUGACAUAGAUAACUUCCAUUUGUUGUUUAAAAACAAUUCAGUUAUGGUGGCAUUCAGUGCAAAAGAAUUGAUGAACUUUCCUAUUAUUGCACCGUCCAAAGCUGCUCACUCUGACUGGAAGAGGACUGGAUUCACUGGCACGCUCAAACAGCUGCUGCAGUUAUCAUUUAGAGUCUCCAGGGUGUGGUUCUGGUGACAGCGUUUUAUUACAUUAGCUGCCAGUGCUGCAGACAGUUUUCCUUUAAAGCUGCGAUCUGCAACUUUGUUCACGUUCAGCUGCUUGAAGUCGG
Molecule: messenger RNA, 2110 nt
Organism: Neolamprologus brichardi
Lineage: Eukaryota; Metazoa; Chordata; Actinopteri; Cichliformes; Cichlidae
Source: RefSeq, a predicted model, not a curated record